Pyrgilauda ruficollis (rufous-necked snowfinch) is the source of this 6032-nucleotide messenger RNA. It is a transcript of the gene MCF2L2, whose product is annotated as MCF.2 cell line derived transforming sequence-like 2. Gene Ontology annotation, cellular component: cytoplasm. Bases 197 to 3559 code for a protein of 1120 amino acids. The record is from RefSeq and is a predicted model, not a curated record. Gene Ontology annotation, molecular function: protein binding; guanyl-nucleotide exchange factor activity. Gene Ontology annotation, biological process: intracellular signal transduction. NCBI's taxonomy places the organism in Eukaryota, Metazoa, Chordata, Aves, Passeriformes, Passeridae. The transcript has 30 exons.
CUGAAAAACUGCUGUAGUGGGAGGCCAAAUGUAAUGACUUAAUAUGGAACCUGAAGUGGUAGGGAGCAGCUGUCAGCUUGAGCAAACCUGUGGCAAGCUGUGGCAAAUCUACUGGAGCUGGUUUAUGAAAAGCUCUCUCUGAAAUCACAAGGCAAUAGAUGAAGUUAAUAGGCUGAAGAGGAGACUCAAUGAAAUCAUGCAGCAGGAGAUACGGCCGCUCGUAGCAGUGGAUAUAAUAGAGCAGCUCCACAGGCAAUUUGCAAUCUUGUCAGGAGGAAGAGGGAAGGAUGGGGCACCCAUUAUAACCUUUCCAGAAUUUGCAGGAUUCAGUGAGAUACCUGAUGACGAUUUUCUGAAUGUGGUCACUUAUCUAACCAGCAUUCCCAGUCUGGAGGCUGCCAGCAUCGGAUUCAUCAUCAUCAUAGACAGACGACGGGACAAAUGGAGUGCAGUCAAGGCAUCCCUGACACGAAUAGCAGGAGCAUUUCCAGGAAACCUGCAGCUGGUGUUUGUCCUGAGACCCUCCCGCUUUAUCCAAAGGGCAAUCGCUGACAUUGGCAUUAAGCUCUAUCGAGAUGACUUUAAAAUGAAGGUACCGAUCAUCAUGUUAAAUUCUGUCUCUGAUCUGCAUGGCUACAUUGACAAGAGCCAGCUGACCCGGGAGCUGGGAGGAACCCUGGAGUACGGCCACAGCCAGUGGAUCCAUCACCGCACGGCCAUUGAAAACUUUGCAAUGACAGUAAAAACAACAGCACAGAUGCUACAGACCUUUGGAACAGACUUAGCAGAGACUGAACUUCCCAACGAUGUGCAGUGCACAGAGGAGCUUCUCUCCUCACACACUGAGCACCACAGCAAGCUGAAGGAUGAGCUGAAGCUAGCAGUGAAGCAGGGGGCCACCUUACUGACAUGCAUCCGGGAGCCAGUCACCCGAAGUGCCAACAGCAAACUCAGUCCAGAUGAACUGGAAAAUGUGGCCACAGUGGAAAGGUUGCUGGCUCAGUUGGAUGAAACAGAAAAGGCUUUUGAUCAAUUUUGGACCAAGCAUCAUCUAAAACUAGAACAGUGCCUGCAGCUUCGACACUUUGAACAUGAUUUUAGAGAGGUAAAAUUGACAUUGGAUAACCUCAUGGAAACACAAGCAGGUUUUACUGACAUUGGAGACAGUGUGACUCGAGUUGAGAACCUCCUCAAGGAACAGAAACAUCUGGAAGAGAAAGGACAGGAACCUUUGGAGAAGGCCCAGUCUCUAGCUCUCCAUGGAGAACAGCUCAUCCAAAACAAUCAUUAUGCAGUUGACUCCAUUAGACCAAAGUGUGUUGAACUCAGGCGGAUUUGUGAUGACUUUACCAAUGAGACCAAGAAAAAAUAUGAUAUUUUGGGAAAGUCUCUUGAGCUGCAUAAGCAGUUAGAUAAGGCAAGCCAAUGGUGCGAAGCUGGAAUCUACCUCUUAGCUUCCCAAGCUGUGGACAAGUGCCAGUCACAAGAGGGAGCUGAAACUGCACUCGUUGAAAUUGAGAAGUUCUUGGUAACAGCUAAGGAACACCAGCUCUCCAACCCGAAGGAGUUCUACAAUCAGUUUGACAUGAUCCUCACCCCUGAAAUAAAGGCCAAUGCCCAAAGAAUUGUACAAAAACUCGAAGAUGUGCAAGAAAUGUUUGACAAGAGGCAAGUAAGUCUGAAGAAGCUGGCAGCCAAACAGACCCGGCCAGUACAACCUGUUGCUCCACAUCCUGAAUCUUCCCCAAAGCGAGCAUCACCAAAGAUUACCAGACCAGCAGCAGUAGCUACCAACAGGAGGUCUACAGAAAUUUCCUGCCCUCCAAAGACCGUUUCUGAAGUAGAGUUAUCAAAAAAGAAAAGCAUUAAGAAGACAAAAGGUGGAAUUAAGAUUGAAGUGAUGCAUGAAGCCAGUCAAGGAGGAUCCAGCAGAGUCCUGGUGACCAGUGAAAGUGAUGAGAACUUGUCAACAAGGAGGAGCCACAUAAUCAAUGAGCUGAUAGAAACAGAACGGGUUUAUGUAGAAGAACUUCAAAGUAUAAUAGAGGGAUACGCUUCAGAAAUGGACAAUCCCAAUUUAGUACAUCUGAUUCCAUCUGCACUUCAGAACAAGAAGGAAAUUCUUUUUGGGAACCUCCCAGAAAUCUACUAUUUCCACAACAGGAUUUUCCUUAAGGAGAUAGAAAAUUGCAUUGAAAACCCUGAGCUUCUUGCCCGAUGCUUUUUGAAAAGAAAGGAGGACCUCCAAAUAUAUGAAAAGUACUGUCAGAACAAACCAAGGUCUGAAGCUCUCUGGAGACAGUGUGGAGACAGCAUCUUUUUUCAGGAAUGUCAGCGUAAAUUGGAUCAUAAGCUCUCACUUGAUGCUUAUCUCUUAAAGCCAGUUCAGAGAAUCACCAAGUACCAGCUGCUGCUAAAGGAAAUGCUGAAGUGCAGCAAGAAUUCAGAAGGCACUGCUGAAUUGGAAGAAGCCCUGGCCACGGUGCUUGAUAUCAUCAAAUCAGUAAAUGACUCCAUGCACCAGAUAGCAAUCACAGGAUAUGAGGGGGAUGUCAGUGAGCUUGGCAAGCUGUUGAUGCAAGGUUCCUUCAACGUAUGGACUGACCACAAGAAGGGGCACAACAAGGUGAAGGACUUGGCUAGAUUCAAACCAAUGCAGAGACACCUCUUCCUCUAUACAAAGAUGCUACUUUUCUGCAAGAAACGGGAGGAGAACACGGAUGGCCACGAGAAGACAGCUUCAUACAGCUUUAAAAAUUCAUUAAAGAUGAGCACUGUGGGCAUUACAGAAAAUGUAAAAGGGGAUAAUAAGAAGUUUGAGAUCUGGUAUAAUGGCAGAGAAGAAGUCUAUAUCAUUCAGGCAUCUUCUGUUGAGCUGAAAAACACCUGGAUUUCAGAGAUCCGCAAAGUCCUGACAGGACAGCUGGAGGCAUGCAGAGAAGCAAGUCAACUGCACCAAAGAAUCACUGAGAGUGUGUAUCAUGCACCAAUGGAUUCCUCUAAUGCAAGCAGGUAUAGCAGGAAGUCAUCAAGUAUAUAUGAAAACAAAUCUGAGACAUCAAAUGUGGAUGCAUCAAACAAUAAAAAUAGGAAUUCCAGUCCCAGCGCCAGACAAAAGAGAGGUUGGCCCAGCAGACAAAUGCCUUCUCUAGACACAUUUGAAGAUUUUGAAGCCAUCCCCUCCAGCAUGGAUGAACUCUCCAACUCUUCUGAUUUGGAGGAAGAGACCAACCCUAACAAUGGGAGCAAUCUCUUCCGGGUCGAAGGCAGCUUUGACAGCUGUUUCCCAGAUUCUCUUACUCUCGAGGAUGGAGAUUUAGUGCAGUUUGUGCAGGAAGGAGAGAAUGGCCAAUGGUUAGUGAAGAAACUGGUCUCUGAGAAAAGUGACUGGGUUCCCUCCAGCAUAUUGCAGCCAGCAGAGGGGGACAGUAACAGCAUAAUUAAGAGCAGCAAUGCAGACACGUACAACGAUUCCUGCAGCACAGCCUCAGUAGAGUCAGACACGAAGGAAAGUGAGGUGGCCAAAAGCUUCCCAGCAGAACAGAGGGCUGGCAGCUGAACAGCAGGACCAGCCUUCCUCAGGACCCUGUCCACCUGUCUUGAUCUUGGGUGGACACUGGAUCAAAGUUGCCUUUCUCACAAGCUCUGAGGUUCACAAUUCACUAAAAUUUUAUCAACAUGAACAGAUGAGAACUGUGCUGUCCACCUGGCAAGCUGGGAAAAACAAACUUGAAAGGAGCAUUAAACAUCCAGAAAACAUCAAACCUACCUUCAGUAUUACAGGAGAAAAAUGCUUCUCGCAUUGAUUAUCAAACUGUUUCAGAAGAUGUGGCCUAAAUUAGGUCGACAGCAGAGCUGAAGAGUCUCUAUGCACGCACCUUUUGGCAACUUUGCUUGAGCACCACAUCACUGCAGAGGGGCACGUGGUGGUUACCAGUCCUUGCUCCACCCUGGGGUCACCUGGAGGUUUUUCCAUUUGCUUGCCUCUGGCUGUGCCUUCCCUGUCCUCCUUAAUUCCAGCUGAUGCAUCAUCACAAAUGUGCCCUUUUUGCUGUCAGUCAACACCAAAAACACCCCACUUGAGGGUGGCUGUGGAAAGGAGAGUUCUGGCUGGGACCAUCAGGCUCCGUGCAGCGGUGACGUGACCCCGCUGCGGUGGCUGCUGACACAGCAUUCCACACCUGGCACGGUGCCGGUGGCAGCUCCUGCCUGGGAGGUGCAGGGCUAAGCAGGGAAGUAAAGACAUGUAACAGCUACUGUGACAAAGAACACUCUGAACUCUUUUUACAGUCUAAGUCAUUCCUCUGCCCCCUCUACAGUCUCUGGUUGCUGGAUCACAACCCUUUGCAUUCGGUGCCGAGAAUUCAGUUGAAUGCCAUUUACUGUCACAUGUUUGAGUAGACUGCAUGCUUUCCUUGUGUGCUGGGCUAUGAGUAGAUACAUUUCACCCCCCAUUUGGAAUAUACUUAAGCAUUGCAAAUAGGCAGUGAGCAUUAGAUGCUCCAAUGAGUGGAUAAAGUGUUGUUGUUAAAUACUUCUUUCCCGGAUGUUUGAUGAAAGGACUGUACCAAAUCUCUGCCACAUAAGGAUGUAAUGUAUAAUAUAAAGUGAUUACAGAUGAUAUGAUUCCUAUACAAGCCAUUAGCUCAUUUAGAGCAGCUGUUAAGGCAUGAAGGCAUUUUGAUGGUAAUUGGGUCUUAUGUCCCACAAAAGCUGCUAGUACUGAUAAAUACUGCUAGUGAAGAUAAAUAGCUAAACUAGCUAUUUAAACUAGCUGCUAGUAAAGAUAAAUAUUGACUAAGAUCUGCAAACAGGCAAAGAUCAGUUUGGUAAAAAUGAGCCCAGAAGAAGCUCAAGAGUGAGUGGCUUUCACUCUUAGGGAUGUUUUGUUUAACCCUCAGACUAGUGGUGCUUUAUGUAAAUAACAAAGGGCACUAAAAGCACUAGAAAUGGAGAUGAAGCAAACCAAAACCCACUCUUUACUAACUGAGCCUCUGAGCAAAGCAGUAGGUGUGUGUAUCAUUUCUGCUCUCACCUUCGCAGGGACUCGAAUGUUUUCCUUUGUGUCUCAGUGGAGGCUGGUGUUGCAAGUACCUUAGUGUGGGAGUCAGGAUAGCUGUGGAGCAGGCAGAUAGUCCUGCUUGAGAAAAAGCCUUGGAGCAGGUAAAGGCUCAGUCAGAUUUUUUUUUUUUGCCUGUGAAGAUUUAUUGCUUGAUUAUGAGUUGCACAGUGGUGAUUGAAUCCCAUGGCUCUUCUAACCCUCCAUAUCUAAACUCUGUGAUUUUUUACAUUUUCUGUUCAUGACUAAAGGACCUUUCUGGAAGUUUUUUUUUUUGUUCUAUAGAGGUAGGAGCUUGCCUGUUUGUGUUGGCCAUUUACCUCAAAAUUGACAUGUAGGCUCUCAGGAACAUGAAUCCUCUUGGUCUACUGUGGUUAUCAGCAUCUUGCAGGAAGAAUUAAUUCCUUUCAGUCCCCUAAGGAAAUAUGCAGCGACAUUUUCUUAUAGUGCAAUUACUUUAUCCUCCCUCUAAAAUGAGUUCCUUCUGGUUUCUCUAUUACUUUCAGUAAUUUUUGCACAGGAACAGUGCUGCUGUCUACCCCUGCCCUAAGCACAGGAGAGGGAAGGGCUAGGGAGCUUUGAUUGCACAUUAGUGAGAAGUGUAAGCUUUUGUGUGUGGGAGAGAGAGAUAGAGAAGGGUUACCCUGAGUGUAUGAAACUGCCAAAUUGAAGAUUUGUGACAUUGCUGAUGGAUGGAGAGACAAAGGAGCAACCUUCUGCCUUUGCUGAUGAGACAAAAUAGAGUUUGAUGACUUUUUGAGUUUUUAAAACAGUAUGCAGGACAGUCUUUUAAUUAGUGUAUUUCUGUCAAGCAAAGUGAUAAUUAAGGGAAUGACUCUCCAUGUACACUCUAGAAGAUGAUUUGGUAAAGUCCAGCAAGACUAAUGUGUUAUGUUAGGAUAUACUUAUUCUGUCUGUAGAUCUUUGACACCAUCCUAUUCAGGUAGAUGGACCUAAAAAUCAUAGCUUUCAA